AAGAAAAGGUGCCCUCUUUACUACUUGAAAUGUGUCUAUAUAUAUAAACAUUGUUAUUCAGUAUGGUUUGCCCAAUGAUGGAUGAUGUUUGAUAAAGUUGUCAACUUUUAAGUUUGUCAAUUUCUGUGCUGUUUGGUUGGUUGCAAGUGCAAGCGAAUAGUGUGGACGAGUGUUGAACCACAAUGGCAGAGGAUGAUAUAUACACCAAAGAUGGAACAGUGGAUUACCGUGGAAAUCCAGCUAAUAAAAAGGAAACUGGAACCUGGAGAGCCUGCCCCUUUAUCUUAGGAAAUGAAUGUUGUGAGAGAUUGGCUUAUUAUGGGAUGAGCACAAACUUGGUGCUUUAUUUUAAGAAUCGGCUAAAUCAGCACAGUGCUACUGCUUCUAAGAAUGUCUCUAAUUGGAGUGGAACAUGCUAUAUCACACCAUUGAUUGGAGCAUUCUUGGCUGAUUCCUACCUCGGAAGAUAUUGGACAAUUGCAGUUUUCUCAAUAAUAUAUGCUAUUGGAAUGACACUCUUGACAUUGUCUGCAUCAGUUCCUGGCAUGAAACCAACAUGUCAUGGAGAGGAAAAGUGUCAUGCUACUACUCUAGACAGUGCAAUCUGCUUCCUAGCUCUUUACCUUAUUGCUCUUGGCACUGGAGGGAUUAAGCCUUGUGUCUCAUCCUAUGGAGCAGAUCAGUUUGAUGACACUGAUUCGGUUGAGAAGGAACACAAGAGUUCUUUCUUCAAUUGGUUCUAUUUCUCAAUCAACAUCGGUGCUCUUAUUGCUUCUUCUCUAUUAGUCUGGAUACAAGACAAUGUGGGGUGGGGAUGGGGCUUUGGAAUUCCUGCUGUAACCAUGGCAAUUGCUGUGGUGAGUUUCUUUUCAGGCACUAGAUUGUACAGGAAUCAGAAGCCUGGAGGAAGCGCCCUCACUAGAAUAUGUCAGGUGGUAACAGCAUCCAUAAGAAAGUACCGUGUUGAAGUACCCUCUGACAAGUCUCUUCUAUAUGAGAUUAAUGAAGGUGAAUCUGCUAUAAAAGGAAGCCGAAAGCUUGAUCACACAAAUGAGUUAAGGUGUUUGGACAAAGCAGCAGUGAUAGGACAAUCAGAUAAAGUGGGAGCAUCAGCAAACCCUUGGAGACUUUGCACUGUAACUCAAGUGGAAGAACUAAAAUCCAUUUUGAGAUUACUUCCUGUAUGGGCAACUGGCAUCAUAUUUUCCACAGUGUAUGGUCAGAUGAGCACCUUAUUUGUGUUGCAAGGGCAAACAAUGAAUACUCAUGUUGGGAAUUCCAGUUUCAAAAUCCCUCCAGCUUCCCUUUCUAUCUUUGACACCCUCAGUGUCAUAUUUUGGGUUCCAGUGUAUGACAAGAUCAUUGUGCCAGUUGCAAGAAAGUUCACUGGGCACAGAAAUGGCCUAACUCAGCUCCAGAGAAUGGGAGUUGGGCUCUUCAUAUCCAUAUUUUCUAUGGUAGCUGCAGCUAUAUUGGAGCUCAUAAGGCUUAAAAUGGUGAGAAGGCACAACUACUAUCAACUUGAAGAGAUACCAAUGACAAUAUUUUGGCAGGUUCCUCAAUAUUUUGUGAUAGGUUGUGCAGAAGUGUUUUAUUUCAUUGGUCAGUUGGAGUUCUUCUAUGAGCAAGCCCCUGAUGCCAUGAGAAGUUUUUGUUCUGCUCUCUCACUCCUCACAGUGGCUUUUGGACAGUACUUGAGCUCUCUACUUGUGACAAUUGUGACAAAGAUUAGUACUAAGAAUGGAAGUCCAGGAUGGAUACCUGACAACCUAAACUUUGGUCACAUAGAUUAUUUCUAUUGGCUAUUGGCACUGCUAAGUGUUCUCAACUUGAUAGCAUUCCUUAUAGUCUCCAUGUUUUAUACUUACAAAAGACCAGUGGGAACUCUACGCUGAAAA
Vigna umbellata (rice bean) is the source of this 1898-nucleotide messenger RNA. Lineage: Eukaryota; Viridiplantae; Streptophyta; Magnoliopsida; Fabales; Fabaceae. The record is from RefSeq and is a predicted model, not a curated record.